This is a messenger RNA of Capra hircus (goat), 1250 nucleotides long. Its product is annotated as retinol dehydrogenase 16. Bases 1 to 954 code for a protein of 317 amino acids. Lineage: Eukaryota; Metazoa; Chordata; Mammalia; Artiodactyla; Bovidae. Gene Ontology annotation, molecular function: oxidoreductase activity. The record is from RefSeq and is a predicted model, not a curated record. The transcript is spliced from 4 exons.
AUGUGGCUGUACCUGGCGGUCCUCGUGGUCCUGUACUACCUCCUGCGCUGGUCCCGGGAGAGGCAGAUGGUGAGCCACCUCCGGGACAAGUUCGUCUUCAUCACGGGCUGUGACUCGGGCUUCGGGAACCAGCUGGCCAGGCAGCUGGACCUGCGAGGCUUGAGGGUCCUGGCUGCGUGUCUGACGGAGCAAGGGGCGGAACAGCUGAGGAAGCAGACAUCAGACAGGCUGCAGACGGUGAUCCUGGACAUCACCAAGACAGAGAGCGUCGCUGUGGCCACCGAGUGGGUGAAGGAGCGUGUGGGGGACAGAGGACUCUGGGGUCUGGUGAAUAAUGCCGGCAUUUGCACAAUGAUGGUACCCAAUCAGUGGCUGACCAAACAGGACUUCAUGAGUUGUCUGGAGGUGAACCUGUUGGGAGUGAUUGAUGUGACCCUGAGUCUGCUGCCCCUGGUGCGGAAGGCGAGGGGCCGUGUGGUCAAUGUCUCCAGUGUCACGGGCCGGUUGGCUCUCCUUGGUGGAGGCUACAGCAUGUCCAAGUACGGCGUGGAGGCCUUCUCGGACUCCCUCAGGAGGGAGCUCUCCUACUUCGGAGUGAAGGUGGCUAUAAUUGAGCCCGGUUACUUCCUGACCAAUCUGACCCAAGAUGAGGCAUUUCAUGAAAGUCUUCGGACAGCAUGGAAUCGUUCCAGCCCAGAGAUCCAGGAACUCUAUGGAGACAACUAUCUUCCAGACUUAAUGAAGAUGUUGGAUUUUCUGAAGGCACCGUGGGCUGGAAAUCUGUCCUUGGUGACCAACUGCAUGGAGCACGCCCUGACCGCCUGCCAUCCCCGCAGCAGAUACUCAGCUGGUUGGGACGCCAAGUUCCUCUAUCUCCCCAUGAGCUAUAUGCCCAGCUUCCUGGUGGAUCUCAUGGUGUACUGGAAUUACCCCAAGCCUGCUAAGGCCCUGUAAUCCAAGAGUGGGGUGCGUGAUAGGCAGGAGUUGGGUUGUGGGUGGGGAGAGGAUACAUGGAGGGAGGAAAAUAGAAUGGAGAGGGGGAUUCUCACGGAGCCAGAACACACAUUCCGCCUCACUCCUCACCCAAUCCCUAGGCUUUGUUUGGCUCAUUGCUUAGGACUCUAAGAAAUUAGGAAGAAAGAGACAUAUUGUGCUUGAGGAACUGGGGUCAGAUGCUCACGUCUUCAUUCUGUCCCUUGUGCGUUAUGACACACAUUAUCUGUGAACAGCCGUACUGUGGGGAGGACAUG